AUGAGUUAUUCGGCGUUUCCAGUCGCCUUGCAGAACAAACUGCAAGGCUAUGGCCGUGCGUCCAGAGCCCAUCUGUCUGCCGUAAAUCUGGAUCUUAUCCGCAAUAUUGUAUUUGUACUCUUCCUAUUCCGUUAUACUCGCAAGACCUUUUAUUCCCUCCGCGGUUACGGCCUGUUUGGCAGCAUCCGCAAUGUCUAUCUCGCCAUCCGCCUGUUCUGUUACUCGGUUCUUUUGCGCACCCCUGGUGUGCGCGGCAAGGUCGACAAGGAAGUGAAGACUGCCCUGGAGGAUUUGCAGAGAAAGCUCGUGCCAAGUGGACCGGACGUUGACCGGUAUCUAACACUUCCGAAGGAAGGCUGGAGUCCGGAAAAGGUUCGCGAGGAGCUCGGGAAACUCGCUGGUAUGAAGCACACGCGCUGGGAAGAUGGCCGAGUGAGCGGUGCUGUGUAUCAUGGAGGCGAGGAUCUUCUGAAACUUCAAACGGAGGCAUUUGGCCAAUUUGGCGUUGCGAAUCCAAUUCAUCCGGAUGUCUUCCCGGGAGUUCGUAAAAUGGAGGCCGAGGUUGUUUCUAUGGUUUUGAACCUGUUCAAUGGUCCCGCUGAUGGUGCUGGUGUUACCACCAGUGGUGGCUCGGAAUCGAUCAUCAUGGCUUGUUUGGGUGCCCGGCAAAAGGGAUUAUUGGAGCGCGGCAUCAAGGAGCCCGAAAUGAUCAUCCCUGACACAGCUCACGCUGCUUUCAUCAAGGCCUGCAACUACUUCAAGAUUAAGCUGCACCGCGUUCCAUGCCCUGAGCCCGAGUUCAAGGUUGAUAUCAAUGCUGUGCGCCGUCUGAUUAACCCCAACACUAUUCUCCUUGUUGGAUCUGCACCGAAUUUCCCUCACGGAAUGGUCGAUGAUAUUCCUGCUUUGUCCCGUCUGGCGACUAAGUAUAAGAUUCCCCUCCACGUGGACUGCUGCUUAGGAUCGUUCUGUAUCGCCUCUCUCAAGAAGGCUGGCUUCCCCUCGCCGUAUGAGGAGGAAGGCGGUUUCGACUUCCGUCAGCCUGGUGUCACGAGCAUCAGUGUGGACACCCAUAAGUAUGGCUUCGCGCCGAAGGGUAAUUCCGUUCUGCUCUACCGCAACCAAGCCUACCGAAGCCAUCAGUACUUUGUGUACCCCGAUUGGUCAGGUGGUGUCUACGCUUCUCCCUCUGUUGCUGGCUCGCGACCAGGCGCGUUGAUCGCUGGUUGCUGGGCUAGCUUAAUGAGCGUCGGUGAGUCUGGCUACAUCAACAGCUGCACGGAGAUCAUCAAUGCCGCCCGCAAGUUUGAGUCUGCUAUUCGCGAUCACCCCGUCAUCUCGCUGCACAUGGAGAUCAUCGGUAAUCCGAUGGUCAGCGUGGUAGCCUUCCGCAGCAAGAAUGGCGCCAUUGAUAUCUACGAUAUUGCCGAUGACAUGACCGCCAUGGGGUGGCAUCUCAAUGCUCUGCAGUCACCUCCAGCCAUGCACUGCGCCUUCACCAUCCCCACUGCCAAGGCUGUGGAUCAGCUCAUCAUUGAUUUGGUCAAGGUCAUCGACCAGGAGCUUGAGAAGGCCGAGGAGCGCCGCAGACAAGGAAAGUCAUAUAUUCUGCAGCGUGGCGAUACGUCCACUCUCUACGGUGUUGCCGGCAGCAUCCCGGAUAAGAGUGUCAUCAGCCGCUUGGCUGUGGGCUUCCUUGACACUUUGUAUAAAGCCUAA
Molecule: messenger RNA, 1719 nt
Organism: Penicillium pulvis
Lineage: Eukaryota; Fungi; Ascomycota; Eurotiomycetes; Eurotiales; Aspergillaceae
Product: sphinganine-1-phosphate aldolase DPL1
Exons: 4
Coding region: 1-1719 (572 amino acids)
Biological process (GO): carboxylic acid metabolic process; sphingolipid catabolic process
Cellular component (GO): endoplasmic reticulum
Molecular function (GO): pyridoxal phosphate binding; sphinganine-1-phosphate aldolase activity
Source: RefSeq, a predicted model, not a curated record